Messenger RNA from Rhizopus microsporus ATCC 52813, 930 nucleotides. RefSeq lists its product as uncharacterized. NCBI's taxonomy places the organism in Eukaryota, Fungi, Mucoromycota, Mucoromycetes, Mucorales, Rhizopodaceae. Bases 1 to 930 code for a protein of 309 amino acids. The record is from RefSeq and is a predicted model, not a curated record. The transcript has a single exon.
AUGAAUCUUAUGCCAACAAUGGAGAUCACGGGAGAUUCUUUUCAUUUUAAACGUAAAUACACAUCAGUUACCAAGAGACGACCCAGGACGACAUUGACAGGCAUAUCAAAGAGACAAAAUAUAAAAAAAGAGAGCCAGUUGAAUAAAAGAGCCAUACAAGACGAACUAGGAAUAGAAGCAAUAAGAUAUAGUCAACCAGUACUAGAGGGUUAUGUGCUAUACAUAGACAAGUCUUUAUCUAAUAGAAAGGCCCUGGCUCAAAUAGCAAUAGCAAUGAGGGCGCAAGUCAAGGAUACGAUGGAUAAGAAAAGCGUAACGCACUUGAUUCACGGACCAAAGACAGGAAAUACAAAUUCCAAGGUGAUUCAUGACGCCUUGAAACAUGGCAUACAUAGAGUGUCACCUUUAUGGCUGACAACAUGUUAUAAAGAACAACAAUAUGUGUCAACUGAGUUAUACCCUUAUGAUGUCGAUCCAAGAAAAGAACGAUUAAAGCCUGAAGAAAGUGGCGAUGUAGAAGAUCCAUUUAAUGUUAAAGAAAAGAUACCUGAUUAUGAAGAAGAAGAAAAGGAAGAAGGAAGAAAUGAUCAUCAGAUGAGAAUUGAUAAUUAUUUCUUUGUUAAAGAUAGUAAUAAUAACGUAUCUCAGCAGCAACAACAACAACAAGAAAAAGAAGAAGAGAAAGAAGAACAAAAGGAAAUGAAUGAAGCUGAAAGAAAGGAAUACGAAGAAAGAGCAAAGAUGAUUAGAGAAAUAGUAGAAGCAAGGAGAGCUAAAAUAGAAGCAAAUAAUAAAAAAUCAAGACAAAGUCCAAGACAACAAUCUCAAAAGAAGAGUACAAAAAGGACUCAACUGUUCCCACCUACUUCCGAAUACUUUUCAUAUGAAGGAUUAAAGAUUUGGUAUGGUGAACAACCGCUGGAACCAUAA